UCGCAGAUCAAGAAGCCAGCUGAUCUUAGACCAACAAUCAAGCAAAGCUCCACCUCAACCGCCAUGGCCAGAAGCAGCAGCAGCUUCGCGGCUCUCGCCGCGGUCGUUGCCCUGCUCGCCGCCACGGCGGCGUCGGCGGCAGGGGAGAAGGAGACGCACCUGCGCGUGUUCUGGCACGACGUGGUGACCGGCGGCCCGAACGUGUCGACGGUGGUGCAGGUCGCCGAGGGCCCCUCGUCCAACGCCUCCACCACAGGGUUCGGCUCCGUCGUCGUCAUCGACGACCCGCUCACCGAAGGCCCCAACCUGACGUCGAGGCUGCUCGGCCGCGCCCAGGGCAUGUACGUCAGCACCGGCAAAGACUCGCUCUCACUGAUGAUGGUCAUGAACUUCGUGUUCGUCGACGGCACCUACAACGGCAGCAGCCUCGCCAUCCUCGGCCCCAACCCCGCCGAGCGGAGGGUCCGGGAGAUGGCCGUGGUCGGCGGCACCGGCGCGUUUCGGUUCGCCACAGGUUACUGCGAGGCCAGGACGCAGUGGAUCGACACCAGGACCGGCGACGCCACCGUCGAGUACAACCUCCACGUUCGCCAUGACUGAGACACGGGUCAUGCUGCGAGAAACCCAAACCCAACCGUUUCUGAUCGUCGUUGAUUUAAUGAUGAUAUUUUUAUAUGUUUAUUAGAGUUAGUAUAUAUGCGUGUUUUCUCCAUUUAUUUUGGCAUUGGUUUAAAGUUUGUUCGUGUGAAGUUGUCGGUACCCUGUACCAGGGAUACCCACUUCUACUGCAACAAGGCAGGACUCGCACAGUCAUAUGUGACUAAUGCCAUAAGAGGCGGAGCUGCCGGGCCCCACGAGUCAGGCUCCUACCCCACCGGGCCAAUGGCCCCGGACCUGCUCCCCGCUCUGGGACGGGUCCGGUGACGCCACAUGUCCCAAGAGGAGGG
Molecule: messenger RNA, 947 nt
Organism: Panicum virgatum (switchgrass)
Lineage: Eukaryota; Viridiplantae; Streptophyta; Magnoliopsida; Poales; Poaceae
Product: dirigent protein 22-like
Exons: 1
Coding region: 64-600 (178 amino acids)
Source: RefSeq, a predicted model, not a curated record